AUGGCGUCCGAUAACGAAGCCUCCUGCGUUAGUGACCCAAAUUUCGCUGUGAUCUGUUCGUUUUUGGAGUAUUUCGGUAAAUCCUGUGGCAUCAGUUACCCAGACAUUGGUAAACUCCAGUCUAUGCUCGAGGAUAGUCACGAUGUGCCCCAACCACUGAUAGAUCUCCACAUAAAACUUCUACGUAAAACACGAAAGAGCGUGUCAGCCGAAAAAUGGGAGAAGGCUCUUGUUAAAUUUUGUCAUACGUACUCCAAUCAGGAUGGCUGGGAAGUGGAGAGAUUCGGAUACAAAAAAGUCCGUACUGCUGUUAAAGUUCGGUUACUGAAGGUGCUUUUGGAGUCACAGUUUGACUUGAAUCAAAAAUUCAAAAACGAAGUGAACAAAUUAUCUGCGAAUGAGCUGCGACUGGAGCCACUUGGACGUGACAAGACUGGUCAAUCUUAUUGGUUCCAGUUGGACGAGGAGUGUAAUAUGAGAGUUUAUCGGGAGGAUCUGGAUGAGGAGAGUUGGGAGUUGGUUGCCAAGGAUCGCGAAGGCGUCGUGAACCUCAUCACCACCCUGUCAGACGGUGAGGCAGCUUCCAUCCCCAUUAACGAGGACAGCAACAGCCUGGAGAUCUCGGAGAAGCCCAUCACCGACACAGGCCAAGUCACCUCCUCCCCCUCCCUGGACUCUGAUCCCCCCGAGAACGGUGACACCUCUCCCCCGACCCCCUUGAACCCUCCGAAACCUCCAAAACCCAUCAAGGACCCCGAGCCCCUGGACUCAGACUCGUCAGAGGCGUCAGACCUCACCCAUGACUCCUCCAACCCUAGCCAGGACGACUCCUCCCAGGACUCCGAGGCACCCCUUCCCCUCCCCCUCCCCUCAAAAAAGCCCCCUUUCCACCCUCCCCUCAUCCAAAAGUCAAAAGCAGUCCCUUUGAAACCCCUGAAGAUGUCGAAGCCUCCAGAGCCAGUAAAAUCAGUUCUGAAGGCAAUCGAAACCCCAGUGAUAACGACUUCCCCUCCAAAACCUCCACAGAGGCACCUCCAGGCGUCAUUCACACUGUCAGAACCCCCGAAACCUCAGAAAUCUGUGGAUAAACUGGCGUCCACUCUCUCUCGUCUGCAAUCGGAGAAGGCAGGGGUCUCCAAGCUCGAGAAAAUAGCUGAGAACCUGGCGAGAACAUCAGGCAUAUCAAUGGCGAAUGGAGAGGAGGACAAACACCCACAGGACUUCACCAGGACCAGGGGAAUGGACUUGACAGCUCCGAGAGGGUUCGACCCAUCGAAGGACCCCAGCCGUCCAGUGGACUUCUCAGGAAUGGACCUGAGUAAAUCCUCAUUCAGAAACGAUAUCCAAGCGCGUGAGAUCGACCUCUCCACGCGGAAGCCCAAGCCAGACCCCAUGAGCUACGGACCCCUCCACCGUAGCACAAUGGACCUGAGCAAACGACAAUUAUUUGGCUACGACACGUACCACCAAAGACAGAAGGACGACCACAGGCUGGCAAAUUACUCGAUCCUCCCAGACCCCAGCAAACUAUCGAUGCGAAUGAAGAGGAGUCACGAGGACGAGCCAGAGAUGGUAAAGCGCCUGAGGACUGAUGGAGUACCAGUGAGAAAAAGGAGAGACGAUCCUGGCCCAGCCAUCGAGGAACCCCUAAUGAUGAUCCAGGGUGAGGGCUCUGGAUCUGAUUGCGACGCUGUAAAUCCUCACCCAGAAACACCUGAUGACCCCGAAAUUGGUGAAGCCAUCGAAGACACCUUCUUCUUCCAGGGUGAGGGCAGUGGUGCUGACUGUGACACUGGCAAUCCCGGUGAGGAGGCAUCCAGUGACAAUAAAGAGAGCAAUGAAUCAAAAGACAACAGUGGAGAGGUCAGGAAGGACGUGGGGAUAAAACCCCUCGUCAACGAUUGCGAAGAGGAGAAGAGCAACUGUCAGGGUUCCUCAGGCUCACCAAAAGCCAAGUUCAAGCCGACCCUCGGGGUCCAGGUGUUCACCAAGACACCUGGGGGCAGCUCCAAGAGGCUCUCCAGGUGGGACGUCAGGGAGACCGACGAAAAGAGAGAGUGCGACAGCAGCAUCACUGGAGACGACACAACCGUCAUUUCCGGGAAUGAUAUCGAUGGUAAAUCCAUGGCCGAGGGGAUAUCCAGCACGACGAGUCAGAAUUCCGUGACUUCCUCGAGGAGUUUUGAGGUCUCGUCAGCUGGUGCUGGUGCUGAUGAGGCAGACGAUGCUCCCAGGUUUUUUUUUGGGCCGAAUUGCGUGUCGUACACUUCAGAAGCUGCGGGGAAGUGUCCAGGGGGCGACGUCGUGGGGAGUGAAAGCCCUGGAGAUGUUCCUGAAGGCCCUGAGCCCUCGACAGCAUCAGAAGGUCCACCAGAGUCGUCGCAGUCUGACGAUCCCCAAGACGUCGUGACGAAUUCUUCAGAGUCCAGGGUCCAAUCCACAGGUGCUGACUCCUCUGAAGUCGUUUCCACAGUUCCUGAUGAUGGAAAAGCCCCUGAAGGGGUGGGAGAACCUGAGACAACAGCAACUCCUGAUGAUUUAGGGGGUCUGGAGGAGGGGAUCGACUCCACUGGGGGGGAAUCCGUGCUUCCGGAGUCCUCUGAGGCCUCAGGAUCUGCCGAGUGUACUGUGGAUGUGGCACCAGCUCCUAUUGUCGAUGGAAAUGCCCUCAAAUCGCCUGAGAGGAUUAAUAUCGCUCAGGAGGAGACUUCUGAGGGGAAAAAUCCUGAUGCUGAUGAUAACAGGAGUGUCUCAGUGGAUCAGGACUCCAAUGAGGCUAUGGUUAUUGAUGACAGGGGCUCUGACUCCAAUGAAUCGACUAGAGAUGCUGGAAAGUCGGGCCAGGGCUCAGGGGCAGUUGCUGCUGAUAGCUUCGGGGAAAUUCCUGAGGAGCUGAUGCCCUCGGAUAUUUCUCCCACCACUAAAGAGGAGGAGAGGGAGCUGGAUGAGGCUCUCGAGAGCAUCGACACUGAUUCCAAGCCCCAGGCUGACACGAAAGGUGAUGAAGAUGAUUUAAAAAUUGAAGCAGCUGGGGAUGUCGAUGGGAAUGAGACAAUUGUCGAAGAAUUAUCGUCUAAAAGGGAAGAAAUUCAGGAUGAGGUUGAGAAGUCUGAGGAAAUCUCAGUGGAUAGUGGGGAGAAUGCGGAAAUUGGAGAGGAAAUUCCAACGAAAAGUGAAAAUGUCGAAGGUGAAACAGAUAAAUCUGGAGAAUUUCGACAGGAAAAUGAGGAGAAUCGAGAAGUCGUUGAUGAAAUUCCAUCGAUAAGUGAAAGUGUUGAACCUGCGGUUGAUGAAUCUGAAGGAAUUUCACCAGAAAAUGAGGAGAAUCCAAAAACUCCUGAGGAAAUUCCAUCGAAAAGUGAGAAUAUCGAUCCUGAGGUUGAAAAUUCCGUGAAAAUGUCCCCCGAAAAUGAAGAAAAUCCACAAAUUCCUGAGGAAAUCCCAUCAAAAAGUGAAGAUAUCGACCCAGAGUCUGAAAAAACUGUCGAAAUUUCACCAGGAAAUGAAGAAAUCCCAUGGAAAACUGAAGAUAUCGAGCCUCAGUCCGAAAAAACCUCCGAAAUUCCCCCAGAUCUUCCCCAUGAACCCGAGGAAAAUCCUCAGGAUGAGCCUCCCCCACCCCCAGAGGAAGAAAUCCAAGAGGAGAAGGCCCCAGAGGACGUGUCCUCCCCCUCUGAUGCCCCUCCCGCCCCAAAACCUGAAGAAAACCCCUCAGAAAUACCCCCAACUCCCCCAGAAGUCCCACCAAAAUCUCCAGACCCAGUCAUCCCCUCUGAGGACGCAAAAAAUCCAGAGGUUUCUCCCCCAGAAGAGGUUCCAGUGGAGCCCCUGCCUCCCCCAGGUGACGUCUACUCAAAGCCAAAACCCUCAUUAGUCUCCCAGGCAUCACUGGUGGCUAAUUACGGAAGUGAUGACUCGAAUCUACUUGGCAGUGACGAUGUCUUCGAGGCAGAGGUGCCUCCAGGGCCAGAGGAGGUUGGAUCCACCCCCGAAGGUCCAGAGAAUAUUCCUGAGGAAGUUGAAUCUGUUCCUGAAGCCCCAGAAGAAGUUCCUGAGGUAGUUGGAGCCACCCCUGAAGCCCCAGAGGCACCUCCAGAGGUGGAAAAUCGCUCUGAAGCUCCAGGAGAUGCCCCUGAGGACGUGAAAUCCCCUCGUGAGGGUCCAGAAACGCCACCAGAGGUGGAACCAGAGGUGGAACAACUCCCAAAAGCUCCAGAAACCCUCCCAGAAGAGGUUGAAUCGACUCCUGAGCCCUCAGGGGAUGCUCCAGAGGACCCGACACCCUUGGAAAUUCUCUCUGAGGACCCCCAGCAAAAAGAAACACCAGAGUCUCCAGGAAUUACCGAGGAACCUCCACCAGUCGAUCCCCAGGAGCAAAAGGAAACUGAAUCUCCCCCUGAGCAAGACCAAAUCGAUGAUAAACCUGAGGUGUCCCCAGCACCUGAAGAGGCCCCUGACCUGGACACGCCCUUCGACUCCCCGGACAUGUUUGACUCUUCAAAACCAGAGACUCCAAUUGAAAUCGACAACCAAGACAUCGAGAAGAUCGCAGCGACACUGAACCAGGACGACGAGGAUGACGACGAGCCACUAGAGUUUCACAUCGAGACGAAGGAAUCCCCAGCUCCCUGUGAGGAGCCCGAAUUCCCCCAGGAGAUGUCUGACACCUCGAGUUGUCAGCCCCCAGAGGAAGACUCGAAAGAUCCCCCAGGUCUCCUGGAAGUCAAGCCUGAAGACCCUCCAAAGCCUGAGGAUCCUGUGGACAAGCCCUUGGAGCCACCACUUCCUGAAGUCGUCGAACUUGAAAAAUCUGAAGCUGAACUAGCCCCAGAACCCCCUCGGGAACCCGAGGAUCCACUGAGCGAAAAGAUUGAAGAGCCACCAGUAGCUGCAGUCCUCCAGGUGCCCGACCCCAAGGAGAAGACCCCCGAGCCCCAGGUGAUCACGAUAAACGACUAUCAGAAGAAGGAUCGCGAGUCCGACGAGGACAACUCGCCAAUCCGUCAGGUGUCGAAGCGUCCUCGAACCGAGCCAGAGGUCAAGCCCCUCAAAAGGUCCCCAGAGAUCCCCCAGAGGGAGCGAAACUCCCUGCAGGAGCCCAAGCCCGAGAGAAAUCUCCAGAACCAGAAGCCCCUGGAGGAGCUGAGGCCCCAGAUAACCCUGGCCCUGAGCCAGGAAAAACCCGACCUGAAGAAGGAGGCGAGCAAGCGCCUGCACCUGGAGCAGGACCCGGAGGACCUGCCCCCCGUAAAGUCUCGCCCCAGCAGGACAGACUUCAUCAAGGACCAAGUCAACGACAUCAAGGAGGAGCAGAAGCCCGAAGAGCUCAACAAUCUGGAGGGUCGCCUGAACCCUGGGGCCUUGAGACCCCCUGAGCUGGCAAUCACCCACCUGAACCUCUCCGACGACUCCGAAAACUCGAUGGGAAUCGACAACUGCAUGUACGACCCACCCCUGAACAACGUCGACCCCCUGGCGACUGACGAGCCCCCAAAAACGGAGGUAGACCCCCCAAAACCCGAGGUAGAGCCCCCAAAACUGGGGGUCAUAAAGCUCAGAGAAGUCAGGGAGCUGCAGUACGCCAACUGGAAGAUGGAUUCACCAGAGCCCCAGUCCCCCCAGCCCCGCGGGAGGCCCUCGCGAAAGCGUCGUAACAGCGCCAACGACUCCAACUCCGAGGAGCGAAGUCAUCCCCAGGAAGCCGAGGACGCUGGAGGCAAGAGGAUGAAACUCCGUGGGAAACGAACGCCAGACGUCAAGCUGAGGAAGUCGGUGGAGGCGAACAGGGUGGAGGCCAGCUCCGACGAGGACGCGCCUCCCCUGUCGGAGGUGCUGAAGCUGGUGAGCAAGAAGGAGGGGCUGGAGCCCCUGACGGAGGUCAAGCCCAAGGGGAAGAGGGGGAGGAAGCGAAAGGGCUUCAGGGGGAAGGGUCGACCGCCGCUGGUGAAGAAGGAGCUGCCGGCGGUUGUCGAUGUCCCCAAGCCCUCAGAGCCGAAGACGGAGGAGACGCCUCCGGCGCAGAAAAAACGAAAGAAACGCAAGAUGGUGCUGGGGCUGGAGAUUGGGAUCGACAUCGUGGAGCCCGACGGCCAGCAGAACCCCGGGGAGACGCCGGUGCGUCAGUCCCGGAGGAUCGCCCAGAUCAAGAUCAAGGAGGAGGCCGACCGCCGGAGGAUCGAGGAGGAGAGCAUGGAGAGCGUGAGGCCCACAAAAGGGAAGAAGGACGACGGGAGGAGCAAGAAGAAACGCAGGAAGCACAAGGACUCCGACGAGGAGGUGCGCAUUCGCGAGGUGGACAGAUUCCUCAAGGAGAAGCAGAAGGAUAAGGAGAACGACAAGGACAAGGACAAGUCCAAGAAGAAGCGGAGGAAACGCAAGAAGAAGGAGGUGAUGAUGAAGUUCAACGAGGCGAAGCCCUGGCAGAGCUCCUCAGGCUCGUCCUCGGACACCGAGGAGCACGAGGAGGAUGAGGAGGAGGAGCCGGAGUCGGAGGGCUCCCUCCUCUUCAAGAGCGACCACGAGUUCUCCCCCGAGAGCGACCUCGAGAAGGACGCGGAGUCGGAGCCCCUGAGGCGCGCGAGAACCGCGCAGAAGUCGGAGGAGCGGCCGGAGGAGGCGGACGAGUACGCCUGCCAAAAAUGCGGGAAGGCAGAUCACCCUGAGUGGAUCCUCCUCUGCGACACCUGCGACAGGGGCUGGCACUGCAGCUGCCUCCGGCCAGCGCUGAUGCUCAUCCCCGAGGGCGACUGGUUCUGCCCGCCCUGUCAGCACACCCUUCUGAUAAACAAACUCCGAGAGAGCCUCAAGACUUACGACCAGAACGUGAAGAAACACGAGAACGAGGUCCUCAGGAAAAAGCGUCUGGCUUACGUCGGCAUCAGUCUCGACAACGUCUUACCGAAGAACGAGGUCGGCAGGAGGUCGAAGACCAGAGACGCUGGGGGGGACAGUGAGGAGUCCGAAGAGGAGAGUCGAGAGGAGUCUGGAUCAAACGCGGGCUCCAACUCCAACGGAUCGUCCUCGUCCUCGUCGUCAGGGAGUGGCUCCUCGUCCUCGGAGUCCAGCAGCGAGGAGAGCGAGCCCGUCUACCAGCUGAGAGAGCGCAGGUGCGCCAACACCUCCUACAAGUUCAACGAGUACGACGACAUGAUCAACGCCGCCAUCCAGGACGAAGUGGAGGCGGUCCAGGGGGCGGGCAACCAGGGCCGGGGGAAGGACAUCUCCACGAUCGUCAACGCCGAGAAGGAGGAGACGCAGGAGGCCUUCGAGAAGCAGAAAGGAGCCGCUGAGGAUGAGGCUGACAAGCACUCGGGGAAGGACAGCGACAAGGAUUACGCUGUGGAGAAGGAGGAGGACGAGGACGAGGAAGAGGAGAGGAAGAAGGUGGUGGUGCGCAAGUCCCUGGGGAAGAAGAAGCACAGGAAGCUGAACAGUCUCGACAUCAGCAGCGAGGACGACCCGGAGUCGGACGAGGACUUCAAGGGGAGCAGCAGCGACUACGAGGAGGAUUACGAGGACCAGAUGAUCUCCUCCGACGACAGCUACACGGACACCAGGAGAAAGGGAAAGCGUGAUGCAAGACCUGUGAGGAGGUCCACGAGAGCAGCUAGAAGACAGAGAUACGACGAGGACUUCAUCAAUGACGACAGCGACGAUUCAGAUCGCCCGAAGCGCAAGAAGUCGAGGUCCAUCUGGGACGAGGAGUCGGAGAGUGAGGAGAGCGACAACUCCUGGAGGUCGAGGAAGAAGAGGAGCAAGCCGUCGUCGCUCCCUCGACUCCGUGCAGCGCCGAAGAGCAAAGGGAAGAAGAAGAAGAAGAGAAAAAGGAUUGUGCAGAUGGAGUCUGAUAAUGGGUCUGACAACGAUGGAGAGGAGGGGAGAGUCGAGGCACCCCAGGAGGCGGCUGCUGAGCAGGAGGAGCUCCCUCCGAAGCUCGAUGAGCCUGAGGAGAAAGAGGCAGUCGAGGCCCCUGCGGUUGAGGAGGUCGUCAAGGAGGAGAAGCCGCCGGUUCUCCAGGAGCAGAAGCCUGAAGGGGUGACUGAGACUCACGAGAGGAAACUUGCUGAAGAGGGGUCCGAAGCCCCUCCGGAGAGCCUCGAGGACGUCCCCCAGGAUCAGCCCCCGGAGCUCCUUCCGGAAGCCCCGGAACCCGAGAAAAAGAAGGACAAGAAGAAACGGGAGAAGCCGAUUCGCAGGAGAAUCAUCUACGGAGGGCUUCCUGAGGACCGCCCUCCGGAGGACGAUGAGCCCCUGGGGAGGAGGACCCGGGGGCGGAAGAUAAAUUAUCAGGUGGACGCGAUAAUGUCGGACAGCGAGGAGGAGCUGAAGAAGGCGCUCCGUAAGACGGAGGACAGUGAGGACGAAUUCGUGAUGAAUGAUGGGGAGGAUCAUAAGAAUGAUGCUGAUAAGAACUCGGACUCCGCUGACGAUGAGUACUCGCCGCAGAAGAUGGCGGGGGCGAAGCACAAAUCUCCGAAGAACCGGAGGUCGAAGAAGAGCCCGGCAGGAAGGAAGGCUCCGGACAAUGGGGAGCCGAAGCAGAGGAAGAAACCGGGGCCAAAGCCAGGCAGCAAAAACAAGCCUCGCUUAUCAAAAUCACCGGGUGGCAGUAUCACCCUGGAGGGUACCCCGUCAAUCGGCGAAGUGGAGGGCAGCCUAGCGAGCCUAGCCCCAGAAGAGCUCGGUGAUCUCAACGACGAGCAGCUGGCCCAGAUGAUGAUGGAGGAUGAGGAGUACGGGCGUCGUCAACUGGAGCUCGCCGCCAUAGAGAUCGCAAAGAACAAAAAAAAAGAGGAGCGCGAAGCGAAGAAAUUGGAGAAAGCGCGGCAAAAAGCCCUGGAGAUCCUCGCAGCUGAGCAGCAGAGGGACCCAAACGCCCCAGAGGGAGCAGAGGGUGAGGCCCCGAAGAAGAAAAAACGAGGUAGACGAAGUAAAGCGGAGAUUCUGGCUGAGCAGAUGAGAAGAGGAGCUGACCCAGCCCUGGCAGUCCUCCCACCGACGGUUCCAGGGGUGCCACCAGCGGUUCCAGGUGCAUCAGGACCCCCAGCAGCUGCAGCACCCCCAGCCCCAGGGAUUCCCCUCUCCGUAUCCCCAGGAAUGCCAUCCCUACCAGCAGUCUCCAUCCUCCCAGUGGACCUCGAGCGACCUCAGGAGCACCUCAUCCCCAGUCAACUGAUCACCGGACCCGAUGGACAGCUGCUGAACCCCGACGGCUCCCCAGUGAAACCAAAAAGACGAGGUCGAGGCAAAGGGAAGAAGACCCUGGCCAUGGAGGCAGCCCGAGCCGAAGCAGCCGCCAAAGCUGCUGGCCUAGUGGACCCCGAACUCCGUUCAGACGACACCUCCAAUGUUCUACCAACACCUGGCAGCUCCACCUCAGGAUCAGCCCCAUCAACACCUCCACUGACCAUCACCCAAGUCCCAGUGAGCCAGCCAUCGCAGUCGAUCUAUCCAUUGCCUAGUCAACAGUCUUCCGUUAUAACGAGAAUGCUCCAGUCCCAGCCGAUUUCCUCAACAGCACCUCAGUCAUUUACAGCAGCAGCUGCUGCUAUGGGUCAAAAGUACUUCGGCGUUCCCAAUGCCAGUAUGAUGGGGGCCAGGGGGGGCUACGACCUCCCCAGGGGGCGCAUCCCCUCCCCCUACAAUUCGAGGCCUGGGGGGCCGGGACUUCCGGUGCACUUCGCUGUGAGGUCAGGGGCACCGCCCAUGAGAAUGAGGGUCCCAGGCCCCUCUCAGCUCUAUCACACCCCCCAUCACCCCAUGGAUCCCUCGCCAAGUGGUGGGGGGCCCAUUUCCAUCACCAGCAGGGACAGAAGUUCACCUUUGGCCCCUGGCCCAGCCAUGAUUCCACCAGCUGCUGGCAGUCCCCUUGCCAAGGGGGGCCCGACCCCUCCCCCACCCCCCUAUGCACGAGGGGGGCCUCUCGCCAGAUUUGGGGACAAUCAGAUUGCCACAAGGCAUCCAAUUCCACCGUUCACAGCCUCUGGCAAUCACUCGGUGCAACAGCCAUCACCACCACCAAAUAGACCCGGUAAUUUCUCCCCUUAUCAUCCACAACCACCGCCCAAUUAUCAUUACGGGGCGUAUCCACCACCACCAAUGUCCAGUGAUGAUGCUGCCUAUCAGGGAUCACCUUAUCCAAGUGAACAUUUUGCCAAUCAAUCGGAAAAUCCACCUGCACCCACUGUCCAAGCGCCACCUGCAACUCAGGCGGGGAGCUCGCAGGGGAGCCAUAACUCGGGACAUUCAACGGGGAAUCCCCCUGGGGAGGGGCCACCGCCCAAUCCUCAGGGGCACGGACCUCAUGGGAAGUACGACGAGGAGGGGAGUGGGGAGUUUGGGGGCCUAGUUUCUUACUUCAGCAGCCAACGAGAGGAUGAUCUUGAUUCGUAGCAUGAGUGAACUCUUGGCCAACAGAUUUAAUGAGGGGGACUCAUGAUAGCUUGAUGUGGAUGUGGGGGAGGGGGAGUUGGUUGUUGGUGAGUGGUCGAGGAAUUUGCAACGGUUUUCUGGACUCGAAGUAGUAUUUUCUUUUUAAAUUGUGCAUUUGGAGGUUUUAGGAGGAAAAUUCUUGGCUUUUUUUGGGGAGAUUUCAAAUGAUGAGGACAGGAGUUUUUGGGGAGUCAACGGUUGGCGAGAUUGUUUGAGAUUUGAUGAGGAUUGGUUUUUAUUAAGGGGAGAAUUUUUUAUGGAAUUGUGAGAAGAAGAAAUGUCUUGAAAUUUUUGUGGAAGUCAGUAAUUCUUAAGAUGAUUCAACAUUUAACAUCAGUUAAAUGUUAAUCAUUUAACAUUUAACAUCAGUUUUUGUCUAGUAUUCGAAAUUCUAGAUUUUUUUUGCUGAUUGAUACAUCAAGAGGGAUUUAAAACGAUUCAGUUGGACUCUGAGAAAACUCUGAGUAUUUUUUUGAUAGAAUAGAAUAGAAUAUGGUUUAUUU
This is a messenger RNA of Diachasma alloeum, 10934 nucleotides long. Its product is annotated as titin. The record is from RefSeq and is a predicted model, not a curated record. NCBI's taxonomy places the organism in Eukaryota, Metazoa, Arthropoda, Insecta, Hymenoptera, Braconidae. Gene Ontology annotation, cellular component: RSF complex. Bases 1 to 10392 code for a protein of 3463 amino acids. The transcript is spliced from 6 exons. Gene Ontology annotation, biological process: regulation of DNA-templated transcription.